AUGGGCCCGAGCCGCUGGACGCCUCGGACGACGUCGGCGGUCGAGCGGAUGGACGCGGCGGCGAUGCUGCCGGGCGAGAACGGGCAGCAGCUGACCGUGACGGACUACGCGCCCGGCGACUCUUACCAGCUGCACGUCGACUCCACGUUCGCCAUCGGCCGUGUGGCGACGGCGCUGCUCUUCUUGCGCGCGCCCGAGGAGGGCGGCGAGCUCGUCUUCCCGCGCGUCGAGGAGCUCUUCGCGCGCAGCUCCGUGCCGCGGUUCGACGAGCUGGGCGAGGCGGCGGGCGGGCUGUGCAACCGCUCCUCGGGCUCGCUGAUGAUCGAGCCGCGCGUCGGGCGGCUCGUCGUCUUCUUUUCGCACGACCCGAUGGGGCGCACGCUGCGGCCGCGGUCGCUGCACGGCUCCUGCCCGGUGCGGCGCGGGGAAAAGAGCAUCGCGCAGAGGUUCUACCAGUGGCACGCGCUCGGCAGCGCGAACCUGCUCGGAGACUUGAUCGCGCAGGUGGAGAAGGCGCGGGGCAAGAGCUGGUUCGUGGACUGGCGCGUUGACGGCGUCGCCGAGGAGGAGGCUUUCCUGGGCCCCUGA
Emiliania huxleyi CCMP1516 is the source of this 588-nucleotide messenger RNA. RefSeq lists its product as hypothetical. Gene Ontology annotation, biological process: peptidyl-proline hydroxylation to 4-hydroxy-L-proline. Gene Ontology annotation, cellular component: endoplasmic reticulum. Gene Ontology annotation, molecular function: procollagen-proline 4-dioxygenase activity. NCBI's taxonomy places the organism in Eukaryota, Haptophyta, Isochrysidales, Noelaerhabdaceae. The transcript is spliced from 2 exons. The coding region runs from base 1 to 588 and encodes 195 amino acids. The record is from RefSeq and is a predicted model, not a curated record.